AUGAUGACACUUCAUUCCAUGAUUUCUUCGGCCCCAAACUGCGCACCUAUCUUAGCUAUUGGAAUUUAUUUUCUUCUCACUUUGCAAAUUGUAACUGUCUCCACCUCUAAAUCAACUCCACCACCAAAUAUAAAGUUAGAUGAUCUAGGCCGUACAGCGCUCGUUGGAAAUUUUGAUGGUAUAUCGGUAUACAAAGAUGAAGAAUAUAGGCCUCGCGAGAUACCAAAAAACGGAAGUCAAUCUCUAUACAGUCGACUACCUGAUGGUGGAUUCAUGAAUGUAGCAUCCUCUGACGCGAAUAUACUUGCAAUGUGUACAUCCAGAUUGAAAAAUAGUGAGAAGACUGGUAUAGUAAUAGGCGGUAAUUUCACAGAUUUAGCGGGAUUAGAAUCCCCUGGAAUCGCAUCUUACGAUCCAAGUACUUCAACAAUUAUACCUCUUCCUGGCCUAUCUGGUCAAGUAUCAGCAUUAUUGUGCGACCAGGAAGCAGAAACAGUUUACAUAGGAGGGAACUUCAAGGUUGAAAAUUCUACAAACGCCAUAGCCUGGAGCUCCAAGAAUGGAUGGAAAAGCUUACCUUUUGGAGGCUUUAAUGGACCUGUUACUACAAUUUCAAAAGCAUCAAACGGAAAUAUAAUAUUUGGUGGCUCCUUCACGGGCCUUGGAAAUGCUACUGAACCAGAAAUGCCAGACCAGCAGCUUGUUAAUAUUAAGGAUGCAAAAAUCAAAUCUAGUUCGCCUGAAUCAUUAACUCCCUCUAACGACCCUUCUAGAAUUCUUUGUAAAUCCAACGGAACAGGCAAUAUAGAGAACCCGUGGCUGCUCGCUGACAACACGCCAGGGUUUUGGAGAGCCGAUUUUGGCUUUAGUUUCCAGCCUACCAAGCUGAGACUCUGGAAUAUCCGACAAAGUGGUCGUGGUACUAAGACGUUUCGCUUCACAGCCUUUCCUAUCAAUGGCAUCAUGAAUCUCUCUUACAUUGAUCCAAUGACAAACCAGAAUAAUUAUUGCUCCUCAGAAUGUUCAUUGACAUGGAAUGCUAGUGUGCUCUAUCAAGAUUUCCACUUCGUCAACAUAAUUGGCAUGAAUGCAAUACAGAUUGACAUAUCAGCCUGGUAUGGGAUUGGUGGCGGACUCUCUGGCAUUGAGCUUUUCCAGAAUGAUAUAUAUUCGUAUGCGAUUAAUGAGUUCAAUGAACCAGGCUGUACAAAUUCUAACAUCUUAUCAACCGCCACUACGACUGGACAAUGGACAAUAUCGUCAUCCCUGCAAAGCUCCUCAGCAUACCUCACGAGUUUAACUAGCAAUACAGAUUCUUCUGUUACUUUUACGCCAAGUAUUCGACAAUCUGGUAAUUACUCAGUCAAUAUGUAUACUCCUGGAUGUAUACAGGAUAGUACAUGCGCAACUAGAGGUCGUGUCAAUAUCACAGGUCUAAUGAACCAGGAUAUAUCUAAUGGAGUAGGAUUCUCUACAGAGAUAUUUCAAACGAACAAUCAUGAUAAAUAUGAUCAAAUUUAUUUUGGCUACGUUGAAGCAAGCAGCAGUAAAUUUCGUCCUUCGGUGACUAUAGCAUUAUCCUCCAAUCAAGCUCCUCGUGAUAUUACGCUUGUUGCACAACGAAUAGGAUUUACACUUAUCUCCCCGAGUGGUGGUCUAAACGGUCUUUUUGAGUACGACCCAAAAGAAAUAAGAACUGAUGCCUCAAACCAUAAAGACUCAGCAUUUGAAAUAGCAGGGAAGUAUAUCUCAUCCGGUGCCGAAAUUAAGACGCUUCAGUCAGCGGGAAAUACAACCUACGUGGGAGGAAAUUUUACAAACAAAGAUUUCAGCAACAUUUUCAAAGUUACCGGUCCUAAGGUUGAAGCUAUUUCUGGGAACGGGCUGAAUGGAAAUGUUCAAACGAUGAUGAUAAACGAAAAUAAUUUGUAUGUCGGUGGUUCCUUCACCAGCACGAUUGAUGGUAGCCUCCUCGGACUUUUCAACGUUGCUGCUUAUAAUAUUAAAAAUGAUCGUUGGAGUCCACUCGGUGCUGGUGUAAAUGGACCUUUAUUAAGUAUUGUGCCUAUUUUGAUGAAUAUUACCAAUGAAAAGCCAGAGACUAUGAUCGCACUAACGGGUCACUUUGACAAAGUCCUAGAAUUUGAUAAAAAUCCAUCCUUUUAUGCUGAAGGCUUCGCUAUAUGGGUACCAUCGCGCAAUAAUUGGCUUCAAAAUAUUUUUGGAAAUAGCAUGAAAAUCGAGGGCGAGAUAACAACAGCCCUUAAUCUACCCGAUGGGGCGUCGCUAUAUGCCGGGUCUAUAUUGUCGUCCCAACUAAGUGCCAUUGAUAUAGCUCAGAUCAAUGCGGCUGGCAACGCACUGAGGCCAUUUCCUAUCCGAAUACAGCCCUCCGUAUUUCAGAGCCCCAAGAUUAUCCCAGGACAAGUAUCCAGCCAAUCAAAAACAGGGAUUGUGACUGGGCUAUUUUUUGUCCGUGGUUCUCACAAUAUCACUGUUCUUGGAGGUCAUUUCACUGCAAAAGGAUAUGAUGGUCUUGAUGUCAAUAACUUGGCAUUUAUUGAUGGAGCAAAUGAUGAUAUUGUCACUGGAGUUGGCCCUUCCCUUUCUAACGACUCGACAAUCCUUGCGAUGUCCAUAUUAGAAGACAACCUAUUUGCCGGUGGAUCUCUUGCAGGAAAUGUUAAUGGCGCAAAUAUUAGAGGAUUGAUCUCUUACAAUAUUCCCAAUGCUUCUUUUAAUACCCAACCACCCGAACUUGAUGGUAAUGUCAAUACAAUUAUUAACAGCAAAGCAAAGACAGAUAUAUUUGUGGGAGGAAAUUUCUCUUUCGCCGGUUCACUAAGCUGUCCGGCCGUAUGCCAUUUCUCCUCUAAAUUCUCCCAAUGGAACCGGCCUGGUAUUGGACUGGAUGGAAUUGCUAACUCAAUGAUUUGGGCUAAUUCUUCUACUUCUCUUAUUGUUGGUGGAAAUUUAAAGAUAAACGGACAAAGUGCUUCAUUAGUAACUUUCAACACGAAGUCACUGAACUGGACUAUAUUCGCUCAUUCUGAAAUGAUUCCUGGUCCAGUUGACUCUAUUACCAAAGCUGAUAGUGAUAGUUCUCAAAUAUGGGUAUCAGGCUUAGCCCUAAAUGGAACAGCAUUUUUGAUGAAGUUUGAUGGUAAUUCUUGGGCUUCGGUUGGCAAUAUGUUGGGUCCAAAUACUCGCAUAAAGGGACUUCAGGUACUAAAGCUGAUUAGUAAUCAUGCUCCAUCCAAGCUCGUCCCUGCCGACUCAGCUUUACUCGUUACAGGAUCAAUAAAUAUUGAGGGGUUUGGACGAGCAUCUGCCGCGUUAUUUAACGGCAUUGAAUUUCAUCCUUACAUUAUUACGAGUUCAGCUGGACAAGCCGAAGGUAGUCUGUCGCAAUUCUUCGCUGAGAAAGCUAAUUUUUUCCACAAUUCAAAUGCCAAACUCGCCAAAGGAUUUGUUAUUCUUAUUGCGCUCGGCAUUGCCCUUGCUCUAAUUAUGGUAGUCGUUGUUGGAGGUAUCUGUGUCGAAAGAAUACGAAAAAAACGAGAAGGCUACACACCGGCCCCAACUUCUGGUAUCGACCGCGGGAACAGUAUGACAACUAGAGUACCUCCGGAUAAACUCUUCGGCUCACUAGGUCAAGGAGGCCGGAAAGCAGUUGAAAAACAAGCAGCAUUACUGUAA
This is a messenger RNA of Blumeria graminis f. sp. triticale, 3699 nucleotides long. The record is from the annotation of a GenBank genome assembly. Lineage: Eukaryota; Fungi; Ascomycota; Leotiomycetes; Helotiales; Erysiphaceae.